Molecule: messenger RNA, 13155 nt
Organism: Spea bombifrons (plains spadefoot toad)
Lineage: Eukaryota; Metazoa; Chordata; Amphibia; Anura; Pelobatidae
Gene: DYNC2H1
Product: dynein cytoplasmic 2 heavy chain 1
Exons: 90
Coding region: 81-13013 (4310 amino acids)
Biological process (GO): microtubule-based movement
Cellular component (GO): dynein complex
Molecular function (GO): minus-end-directed microtubule motor activity; dynein light intermediate chain binding; dynein intermediate chain binding
Source: RefSeq, a predicted model, not a curated record
GAUCCUUCGGGCACAUUGAAGUGACAGGCCGCCGUGGGCUUGCACUCAGUGGAGUAGUAGUAGUUGUACGAGUGGGGGAGAUGCCGACUUUCGGCGGAGGAGAUGAGAGGAAGCGGUUUAUCCUCACCACCGUCCAUAACUACUUCGGGCUUCCCGCGGCUGAGGAGAUUCCUGACUGCCGCGAGCUCGACAGAUUCUUGGAUGAUGGGAACGAGUUCAUCCUGGCGGCACGGAGGGCCGGGGCCCGGCUUCUGCUCACCAACAAGGUUGACGCUGGCGACACGAAAGAUAAAGUUCUGGUGUUCUUUAAAACACGGCCUGAAGUAAUUACCGAAGACAACCUUCAUGAAAAUAUUCUGGUGUCCUCCAUGCUCGAUUCGCCUAUAAAUACACUUUACCAAGCGGUGAAGCAAGUCUUUGCGCCGAUGUUAUUGAAGGAUGAAAAAUGGAGUAAAGACCUCGACCCAAAACUGCAAACCUUGCUGAGUGAACUAGAGGCAGGCUUGGGAAGUAUACUGAGAAGAACUAUAUCCAGCCGCGGGGGCACAAGACUUGGAGCGGAAGAUGACUUACAAGGUAUUUUGACACCUAAUGACGAGUUCCAGUUUUGGGCAGAAAUUGCAGAGAGUAGGGCUAAAUCAAGCUCCAAAGAAAGAGCCGUUCAUUUUGGAAAUCUGUUUCAACCAAUUGCAAAAUAUUACUGUAGCCUUGAUAACCUUUCAUUGGCUGAAGUUGUGGAGCUUGUGGAAAGUACUCAGGAAGCAAUGGAUGAUGUGUGGAGACAGACAGAGUAUGACUCUUACCCUGAACAUCGCAUGAAGCAUUUGCUAGAGAUCACAGGCAAUGCUUUGGGCCGCUGCGUACAAAAAGCUCUUGGAGCGCUUGAUGUCUGGAAGAGCCCAUUUUCCACAAUAAGAGAAAACCUGAGGGCAGGAAUCACUGUUUGUGAGCAAUGGACGGCUGCUUGUCAGCAUCUGACGGGACAAGUAUGGCGCCGUUACUCUCCGCACCCUUGGAAAACCGAGACGUAUACACCUGAUUAUAUUAACAAGCUGGGCAAGCGGCUAGAAGAGGUAUUUACCAUAAGGAUGGUGCAUGAAAAGCUUGCCCACUUUUUACCGUACAGCGAAGACCAAGCCCAACGCCUUGUGAAAUUCUUUGAGCCUUUCACUGGCUUGAAUCCUGUGUACUAUAAUCCCUAUACGGAGCCUCUGUGGAGAGCUGCCGUUGUUCAGUAUGAAAGGAUCAUUGAACCAGCUGAGCAAAAAAUUGCAAACAAAUUAAAAACAUAUUUUUCUGAAAUGCAAGAUAAUCCACAACAGCUUCUUCAAGCUUUUCAAAAGCAUCAAGAUCUAGUGAAGCGACCGAGCGUCAGCAAACAACUUUCUCUAGAGAGAGAAACUCUACUGGCCAAGCUGCUGGACGGCGUCAAUGAUAUCAAGACAGACUUUAAAAGUCGUUGCCAUGGAUCUCCAGGGGAUUCCACCGGUCCUCUCGCCGGGAAGAACCUUCCCGAGGUUGUGAAUAACAUUGUGUGGGUACGCCAGCUGCAACUGAAGGUGGAUGACACCAUGAAGAUAGGAGAAACUCUCCUGUCGGACUUAUCCGGGUUUCAGUCUCUCCAUCGAAGUGCUGAAGAAAUGUUAGAAAGAUUGAAGACGUAUGAACAAGAGCAGUUUAGUGAAUGGGCGAGAGAUGUCCAGUCCAGCCUGUCUGAUCCUAAAUCAGGGUUAAGCAUACAGCCGAAAAGUCUUGCUGUGGAGUUUGACAGCACCAGCGGAGCGCUUAACGUUCAUUAUUCCGAUCGUCUCGUUGUUCUUCUGAGAGAAGUUAGGCAACUGUCAGCGCUUGGAUUAAUAAUUCCUGCGAAGAUUCAGCAAGUUGCAAAAACCGCUCAGCAGUUCUACAGGCAAGCAGUGAUUCUCAAACAGGUUGCACACUUCUACAAUACUAUAGAUCAGCAAAUGAUUCAAAGCCAGCGACCAAUGAUGCUAAAGUCUGCGUUGGCAUUUGAACAGAUAAUCAAGAAUUCCAAAACUAGUUUGGAUGAAACUGGGCAGAAGGCUAGCAUAACGUGGGACAAUCCUAAAGAUCUACAAAGCUAUAUAGAAAAGCUCCAGCGAGCAGCUGAGCAACUGUCCACCGAAAACCGAAAGCUUAGAAAGAAACACACCGACUUCUGCCAAAAGGUUGUUGCGCUUAUGAAUAUUGAUUUGCUGCGGCAGCAGCAGCGAUGGAAGGAUGGUCUUCAGGAGAUGAGAAGUGUUUUCACCAGUCUUGAAUAUCAGGGAUUCCAUCCCGGUGAUAUGAGGGCAUGGCGGCAACAUUGGAAUCAUCAGGUGUACAAGGCCUUAGAGCAUCAGUACCAGAUGGGCUUAGAAGCACUUAAUGAAAAUCUGCCAGAAAUAAACAUUGAUUUAACAUUUAAGCAGGGGAGAUUGCAGUUUAAACCACCUUUUGAAGAAAUUCGGGCCAAGUAUUACCGUGACAUGAAGAGGUUCAUUUCCAUUCCAAACCAGUUUAAGGGAUUAAGUGAACCUGGUGAAGAGCCAAUAUAUUCUGUUAUGUCUGAGAGGAAUGCAAAUGGCUUCAUCACCGUGUUCAGCAAGGCAGAAGAUUUAUUCCAGCGGUUAUCGGCUGUCAUGGAUCAAUUUAAGCAAUGGGUCGCGAUCGGGCAAGUAGAUGUUGAAGCUCUGAUGGAGAAAUUCUUAUGUAAUGUCAGCGACUGGGAGAAAAACUUCAAAGCUUUGAAAGUACGAGGAAAGGAAGUGGAACGACUUCCAAGCACUAUAAAGGUUGACUGCAUGACCAUUAACUGCAAUCCAGUGAAGGCUGUUAUAGACGAUCUCAUUCAGAAGCUCUUUGAUUCCCUUCUCAUCUCGCUGAAAAAAUCAAUCCAAGUUCACUUGCACAAAAUUGAUACCUUUGUGACCGAGGGAAUGGAAAUAUUAUCUAGCCGUCCCCAGAGCGUUGAAGAAAUUGGAGAGGCCAAUAUGAAACAUGGCGAGCUGAAAAACGGGAAACCAGAGAUAUUGCCUUUAUUUAAAGAGGCAGAAGAGAAGAACAGGCUACUGCGCUCGGUAGCGGGAGGCGGUUUAGAUACGAUUGGCAAUCUACGAGCAAAAUGGGAUAAAUUUGAAUUAAUGAUGGAAAGUCAUCAACUAAUGAUUAAGGAACAGAUUGAAAUAAUGAAGGACAAUGUCAAGUCCAGGGUCCAGGUAUAUUCUCAGGAACUGGAGAAAUUCAAAGCCCGCUGGGAUCAUCUUAAACCAAAUGAUGACAUCAUUGAAUCCGGCCAAGAAGAUGCUUUACAGAUGAGUGCCCAGUCGAUCAAAGAAAAGAAGUUAGAGUUUGAUGAACUUGAAGUGACAAAGAAAAAGCUGAUUGAGGACUGCCUGCACUUUGGCUUGGAGGCUCCUGACUUCUUCCUGGCAGAAGAAAUACGUAUAGAUAUUGAGGGUUAUUCAGAAACAUGGUCUUUGUAUGAGGAGUUCUCCCAAGGUUUAUUCGAAAGGGCAAAAGAAGACUGGAUCUCUUUCAGGACCAAGUACUAUAGUUUUGAAGAAUAUCUUUUGACCUGGCACGAUAGACUUAGGAAACUAGAAGAACAUACCACAAUGUCUGUGAAGUUACAGCGGGAUAUUGACAGAUAUAAGAACGUUGUGCCUGUCCUGAAGUACGUACGCGGGGAACAUUUGUCUCCUGAUCAUUGGCUGGACCUUUUCAGGCUUCUUGGACUUCCCAAAGGAACUACGUUGGAAAAACUGUUAUUUGGAGACCUUCUUAAAGUUGCUGAUGUUAUUAUAUCAAAAGCUUCAGAAUUGAAAGACCUUAAUAGUCGGGCUCAAGGUGAAGUUACAAUCAGGGAGGCUCUGCGGGAGCUGGAUCUUUGGGGAGCUGGAGCGGUGUUUACUUUGACCGAUUAUGAAGACAGCCAGGCACGGAAAAUAAAGCUAAUCAAGGACUGGAAAGAUAUAGUGAAUCAAGUUGGAGAUAACCGAUGCCUUCUCCAGUCUCUGAAGGAUUCGCCGUACUACAAAGGCUUUGAGGAUAAGGUGUCUAUAUGGGAAAAGAAGCUUGCGGAGCUUGAUGAAUAUCUGCAGAAUCUCAACCAGAUACAAAGGAAAUGGGUGUACUUGGAGCCUAUCUUUGGCCGCGGGGCACUUCCAAGAGAACAAGCCCGUUUUAAUAGAGUGGACGAAGACUUUCGUGCAAUAAUGGCAGAUAUAAAGCGGGACGACAGAGUAACGUUAUUAACGUCUCGGGCUGGAAUCCGGAACUCUUUGAUUACUAUACUAGAUCAGCUUCAACGAUGUCAGAAAUCCUUAAAUGAAUUUUUGGAGGAAAAAAGGUCCGCUUUCCCUAGGUUUUAUUUUAUUGGCGACGAUGACCUCUUGGAAAUCCUGGGGCAGUCCACCAAUCCGGCUGUAAUUCAGUCUCACCUGAAGAAACUGUUUGCAGGAGUGAACAGCGUCACUUUUGACGAUGACUUCAAGAACAUAACUGCCAUGAAAUCCCUGGAAGGAGAAGUUGUUCCUUUGAGAAGCAUGGUGCCCAUUUCUAGUGAUGUUGAGGUUUGGUUAAGCAAUUUAGCCACACAGAUGAAAGCCACUUUGCAGAUGCUACUAGUAGAUUGUGUUAAUACAGGCAAAAGAGCCCAGGGCAUCAUUGAUCCUCUGCGAUUUCCUUCCCAAAUUCUGUGUCUAGCCGAACAAAUUCAGUUCACUGAAGAUGUGGAGAAUGCCAUCCGUCGAGGCAGCCUGCAUGAGAUCGAGCUGGAACUGGCGGCUAAACUGGAGCACUACACCAGCAUUGAUAAUACGAAAGGUGCAGAUGCAGGAAUCCUUGAGCUGAAGUUAAAGGCUCUUAUCCUUGAUGUGAUCCAUAACAUUGACGUGGUGAAGACAUUAAACCGAGCCCAGGUACGCAGCACGGAAGACUGGGUGUGGAAGAAGCAGCUGAGAUUCUACAUGAAGCCCGACAGCAUGUGCUACGUACAGAUGGUCGAUGCGGAAAUGCAGUACACCUACGAAUAUCAGGGCAAUGCUCCAAAACUGGUUUAUACUCCACUGACCGACAAAUGCUACCUAACGCUGACUCAGGCCAUCAAGAUGGGUCUUGGGGGGAAUCCCUACGGCCCAGCGGGGACCGGCAAAACGGAGUCCGUCAAGGCUUUGGGUGGACUUCUUGGAAGACAAGUUUUGGUUUUCAACUGUGAUGAGGGCAUUGAUGUAAAGUCCAUGGGAAGGAUAUUUGUCGGCCUCGGGAAGUGUGGCGCCUGGGGCUGCUUUGAUGAAUUUAAUAGACUAGAAGAAGCGGUGCUUUCGGCUGUGUCUAUGCAAAUUCAGACCAUCCAAGAUGCUCUGAAGAACCAUAAAUCUUCAUGUGAACUGCUAGGGAAAGAGGUUGAUCUGGAUCCUAAUUCUGGAAUUUUCAUAACCAUGAACCCUGCUGGAAAAGGUUACGGAGGGCGACAGAAGCUUCCGGAUAACUUGAAGCAGCUUUUCCGCCCUGUAGCCAUGUCUCGCCCUGACAACGAACUUAUUGCCGAAGUGAUCCUCUACUCGGAAGGUUUUAAGGAAGCCAAGGCUUUGGGUAGAAAGCUGGUAGCCAUAUUUAACCUGGCUAGGGAACUCCUGACACCUCAACAGCAUUACGACUGGGGCUUACGCGCCCUAAAGACGGUUCUCAAGGGAUGCGGGAACCUUCUUCAUCUGCAGAAAAAAAGUGGAGAAAAAAUGAAUAUUGGCGAAAGUCAUAUUGUGGUACAAGCCCUGCGACUCAAUACCAUGUCAAAGCUUACGUUUGCCGACUGCUCGCGGUGUGAUGCCCUAAUUAAAGAUGUCUUCCCCGGAAUCGAUUUUAAAGACGUAGAAUACCUGGAACUAAACAUGGCUCUGCAGCAGGUGUUUGAGGAAGCAAAUUUAGAAAUCAUUCCAAGUCAGAUUAAAAAAGCUCUGGAACUAUAUGAACAACUGCGUCAGAGAAUGGGGGUGGUCAUCGUCGGGCCAAGCGGUGCCGGCAAAUCAAUUCUAUGGCGCAUGUUGCGAGCGGCACUUGGCAAGACGGGAAAGGUGGUUAAACAGUACACCAUGAACCCGAAGGCCAUGCCGAGACACCAGCUACUCGGCCACAUAGACAUGGACACCAGAGAAUGGUCGGAUGGCGUUCUGACAAGCAGCGCCCGUCAAGUAGUGCGAGAACCUCAAGAAAUGAGUUCUUGGAUCAUCUGCGAUGGCGACAUUGACCCCGAGUGGAUUGAGUCUUUGAAUUCUGUCCUUGAUGACAAUCGCCUUCUGACCAUGCCUAGCGGAGAGAGGAUUCAGUUUGGCCCCAAUGUAAACUUUGUGUUUGAAACCCACGACCUAAGCAGCGCUUCUCCUGCCACCAUAUCGAGAAUGGGAAUGAUUUUCUUAAGUGAUGAGAACACAGAUCUGAACUCUCUGAUAAGAUCGUGGCUCCGCGGACAGCCCGAGAACCUCCGACAUAACUUGGAAAAUUGGAUUGGAGACUAUUUUGAAAAGGGAUUAAACUGGGUCCUUAAACAGAAUGACUUUGUGGUAGAGACCAGUCUCAUUGGAACGGUUAUGAAUGGAUUGUCGCACCUUCACGGGUGCACGGAUCGCAGUCAGUUUGUCGUCAGUCUCAUCCGUGGACUCGGAGGGAAUCUCAGCAUGAAAUCAAGGAACGAAUUUGCAAAAGAGGUUUUCAGUUGGGCUAGAGAAUCACCACCUGAUCCCCGCAAACCCUUGGACACCUACUAUAACCCCAAAGCCGGGCGCUUGGAAUCGUACGUCCUCGAGAAACCCGACAACCUGACAAUCGAAGACUUCCGAAAUCCUCAGGCUCUCCCGGUUAUCAGGACGCCCGAUAUCCAGAGAGGACUCGAUUAUUUCAAACCCUGGCUGGGCUCCGAUACUAAACAACCAUUUAUAUUAGUUGGUCCUGAAGGUUGCGGAAAAGGGAUGCUCCUGCGCUACGCGUUCUCCCAGCUUCGUUCCACUCAGAUCGCUACGGUUCAUUGCAGCGCACAGACAUCCCCCCGUCACGUCUUGCAAAAGCUUACCCAGACCUGUGUGGUCUUCAGCACCAACACCGGCCGAGUCUACAGACCAAAGGACUGCGAGAGGCUGGUGCUUUACCUAAAAGACAUUAACCUACCCAAACCCGACAAAUGGGGGACCAACACUUUAGUUGCGUUUUUACAACAGGUUUUGACGUACCACGGCUUCUAUGAUGAUAACCUUGAGUGGGUUGGGCUGGAAAAUAUUCAGAUUGUGGCCUCGAUGUCUGCUGGAGGCACCCUAGGACGACACAAGCUGACCACUAGGUUCACAUCGGUAGUCCGUAUAUGUAUUGUGGAUUAUCCCGAACGGGAACAACUUCAAACUAUUUGCAGCUCGUAUCUGGAGCCCGUUAUUCACAGAAGCCUAAAGAAUCACCCAACGUGGCGCUCGCUGGCAAAAAUCCAGCAGAUAGCGGGAUCUAUGGUCCAAGUUUAUGAGCAGGUUCGUGCCAAAUUCUCCGUUGAUGAUUAUAGUCAUUAUCUCUUCACGCCUUCCAUCCUUACCCAGUGGGUCCUCGGGCUGUUCAGAUAUGAUCUAUCUGGCGGAUCUUCAAAACAGCUUCAAGAUUACGUGCUGGAAAUUAUCGCGUAUGAAGCCCGCAGAUUGUUCCGUGACCGACUCGUAACCACUAAGGAGUUAAAUACUUUUGACAACAUUUUAAUGUCUGUUCUUCAAGGAGACUGGGGUUCCGAAAUCCUAGACAACAUGACGGAUUUGUUUUAUGUAACUUGGGGAGCGCUGCAUGAGGCCGGAGGGGUAUUUGCACCAGGACAAUCGUUACCCCCGCAUGGAAGGCCACUUGGAAGAUUGAACUCUGCGGAUUUAAAAGAUAUUAUUAAAAAGGGCGUCAUUCAGUACAGCCGUGAUAACCGGGAGCUGGAUAUCCUACUGUUCCACGAGGUGCUGGAGUACAUGUCAAGAAUAGACCGAGUCCUGACCUUCCCGGGCGGCUCGCUACUCCUGGCCGGGCGCAGCGGCGUUGGCCGCAGGACGGUCACGUCUCUAGUUAGUCACAUGCACGGAGCCGUGCUCUUCACCCCCAAGAUUUCCAGGGGCUACGAGCUAAAACAGUUCAAGAAUGACCUGAAACAGGUCUUGCAGAUGGCUGGGAUUGACGGGCAACAAGUUGUGUUACUGCUGGAGGAUUAUCAGUUUGUGCAUCCUACAUUUUUAGAAAUGAUCAACAGCCUGUUGUCAUCAGGUGAGGUUCCUGGUCUAUAUACCGUAGAAGAACUUGAACCGCUUUUGUCUCCAUUGAAGGACCAAGCAUCUGAAGAGGGCUUCACAGGACCCGUGUUUGGCUAUUUUACCCAUAGAGUCCUUCAGAAUCUACAUAUUGUGCUGAUCAUGGAUUGUACGAAUCCAAAUUUCACCAUAAACUGCGAGAGUAACCCGGCCUUGUACAAGAAGUGCUCCGUGCAGUGGAUGGAGCGGUGGUCUGAGGGCAGCAUGAAAAAGAUCCCCAGAAUGCUCUUUCUGGACUCAUCCAGUGGAGAAAAGCUUUCAGUGGAGGGUGAAUACAGUAAAAGCUCAUCGGGAGAAUCAGAUUUUUUUAAGUCCUUCUUGAUGAUUCACGAAUCUUGCAAAGCAUAUGGAGCUACUGCCAGCCGGUUCAUGACCUUCCUUCGGGUGUACGGAUCACUCUUCAACAGCAAGAAAACCGAGCUGACAAAGAGACAGAAACACCUGCAGGCUGGCGUCUCAAAGCUGAACGAAGCCAAGUCUCUUGUAGAUGAGCUGAAGAGAAAAGCAGGAGAGCAAAGCUUAUUACUAAAAACCAAACAGACUGAAGCGGACUCUGCUCUGCAGGAGAUCACCACCUCGAUGCAGAACGCAAGCGAUCAGAAAACCGAAAUGGAAAAAAUAAAACACAAACUUGCAGAGGAGUCCGUUAAAAUAGAAGAAAGGAAACAGAAGAUUGAAGAUGAACUAAAGGAAGUGCAGCCCCUGGUUGAUGAGGCGAAGCGGGCGGUUGGAAACAUUAAACCCGAGUCUCUGUCUGAGAUCCGCUCUCUGCGGAUGCCGCCAGAUAUCAUCAGAGACAUCCUCGAAGGGGUUCUGAGACUCAUGGGUAUCUUUGAUACUUCAUGGGUAAGCAUGAAAAGCUUUCUUGCAAAGCGCGGUGUGCGGGAAGAUAUUGUUACCUUUGAUGUGAGAAAUAUCACGAAGGAAAUCCGAGCCAGUGUGGAAGAGCUCCUGGAAAAGAAUAACACCUCCUUUGAUCCCAAGAAUGCAAGGAGGGCGAGUGCCGCUGCUGCCCCGCUGGCUGCCUGGGUAAAAGCCAACGUCCAGUAUUCCCAUGUGUUGGAAAAAAUCCAGCCCCUGGAGAAGGAACAAGCCAGUCUGCAGUCUAAUUUCAGGAAAACCGAAGAAAGGAAGCAGAGGUUGGAGGACCAGCUUAACACCGUCGGACAGAGGGUGACAGAGCUCAAAGAAAAGUUUCAAGCCAGAACAACUGAAGCGGCCAAACUAGAAGCAGAAUUAACCAAAGCCCAGGAAAUAAUUCAGUCUGCAGAAUUACUCAUUAACCAGCUAGAUGGGGAGCACAAAAGGUGGAAUGCGCAGGUUGUAGAAAUAACAGAAGAAUUAAACUCUUUGCCAAAAAGAGCUCAGCUGGCAGCUGCUUUCAUUACGUACAUUUCAGCCGCUCCAGAAGACCAGCGGAAGGACAGCAUAGAUCAAUGGAGGAAAGCAGUAGGGCUGGAAACCUUUGAUUUAAGACGCUUUCUGUCUACUGAGAGCGAGCAGCUCAUUUGGAAAAGUGAAGGGUUGCCCUCUGACGAGCUCUCCAUAGAGAAUGCACUUGUCAUUUUGCAGAUCUGUGCUUUGACGCCGUUGAGCCAAGUGUGUCCGUUUCUGAUAGACCCAUCUUCCCAAGCAACAGAAUGGUUAAAAACACACUUGAAAGAAUCCCGCUUGGAAGUCAUUAAUCAACAGGAUGCAAACUUCAUCACCGCUCUUGAACUGGCCGUUCGCUUUGGCAAGACCCUCAUUAUCCAGGAGAUGGACGGAGUGGAGCCCGUGCUUUAUCCGUUACUGAGGAAAGAUCUCAUUGCUCAGGGGCCUCGGUAUGUUGUGCAAAUUGGCGAUAAAACAAUUGACUACAAUGAAAAUUUCCGCUUGUUCCUGUCAACACGCAAUCCUAACCCGUUUAUACCACCUGAUGCCACAUCCAUCGUUACAGAAGUCAACUUUACAACCACAAGAGCAGGUUUAAGGGGCCAGCUCUUAGCCUUAACAAUUCAGCAUGAAAAACCAGAUCUGGAGGAACAGAAGACAAAACUGUUGCAACAAGAAGAAGAUAAGAAGAUUCAGUUGGCUAAACUUGAAGAAACUCUCCUUGAGACCCUUGCGACAUCCCAAGGAAAUAUACUUGACAACAAAGACCUGAUUGAAUCCUUGAAUCAAACUAAAGCAAGCAGUGCGCUGAUACAGGAGUCCCUUACAGAGUCUCACAGACUUCAGAUUUCCCUGGAUCAGGAACGGAACGCAUAUCUUCCUCUAGCAGAAAGUGCCAGCAAGAUGUACUUCAUUAUCUGUGACUUAUCCAAAAUUAACAACAUGUACCGUUUUAGUUUGUCGUCUUUCCUUAGACUUUUCCAGCGGACUUUGCUUAGCAAACAGGACUCAGAAAGUACCGAAGUCCGAAUUAAAUCGCUGAUCGGUUCUUUGAAGCAUACGGUCUAUGAGUAUGUCUGCCGUUCCUUGUUUAAGGCUGAUCAGCUGAUGUUCGCCCUGCAUUUCGUCCGUGGAAUGCAUCCGGAGCUUUUCCAGGAGAACGAAUGGGAUGUUUUUACCGGUGUUACCAUUGGAGACGUAUUCAAGAAAUCUGAUUCUCAAAGGACACUUCGGGAUCAGAUUCCGUCAUGGAUUGAGCAAGAAAGAGCGUGGGCAGUAGCCUUGUUAAAGGCUUCGCUUCCAGCUCUUUAUCAGACUCUGAGCCUUGAAGAUGCAAAUCUGUGGAAUCAUUUUUCAAGGAGCUCGGCUUGUGAGCAAGAUUUUCCUGCGGCCAUCGGCAAGAAACUUUCCUUAUUUCAGCAGGUUCUGGUUGUCCAAGCAAUUCGACCAGACAGACUUCAAAGUGCGAUGGCCCUCUUUGCAUUCAAGAAUCUAGGACUGAAAGACUUGUCUCCUCCACCUCUGAAUCUGAAACGCCUGAGUAAGGAAACUCUGGCUACGGAGCCAGUUCUAAUAAUGAUAUCUCCGGGAGCUGACCCGUCCCAGGAAUUGCAGGAACUGGCCGGUGCCGAGAUUGGCAGAGAGCGGUAUCACGAAGUGGCGAUGGGUCAAGGCCAAGCUGAUCUAGCCAUACAAACAUUAAGGGAGUGUGCCAAGGAAGGGGAAUGGCUCUGCUUAAAAAAUCUGCAUCUUGUCAUUUCUUGGCUUCCUGUCCUGGAAAAGGAAUUAAACACCCUCCAGCCAAAUGCCAAUUUCCGCCUAUGGCUUACUGCGGAAGUUCAUCCAAAAUUUACAACGAUUUUGCUGCAGUCGAGUUUAAAGAUAACAUAUGAGGCACCACCUGGUUUGAAGAAGAACCUGUUGAGGACAUAUGAAUCCUGGACACCAGAACAGAUAAACAAGCGGAACCUCCCAUCCCGAGCACAGGCUUUGUUCAGCCUCGCCUGGUUCCAUGCUGUGUGUCAGGAACGGAGGAAUUACAUUCCCCAGGGAUGGACAAAGUUUUAUGAAUUUUCAUUAUCAGAUCUGCGUGCAGCAUAUGACAUUAUUGAUCGACUUUAUGAAGGUGGCAGAGACUUUCAGUGGGAUUUCGUCCAAGGCCUUUUAGAAAAUGCAAUUUAUGGAGGACGGGUAGACAACUACUUUGAUUUGCGAGUGCUUCGAUCCUAUUUGGAACAGUUUUUCAAUUCUCAAGCAAUUGGAGGCUCUCAGAUGAGGAGCAGCAAAAUGACUCAUUUCCCCGUACCCGUGACCUUGCCAAAUUCCUGCAGCAUUAUGGAGUAUCGUGGUGUUAUAGAAAGCCUUCCGGAGGAUGACAAACCAAGCUUUUUUGGUCUUCCUGCCAACAUUGAGCGUUCAUCCCAGCGCAUGAUCAGUACACAGGUUAUUUCCCAGCUGCGGAUUCUUAGCAGGUCUCUGACCGCAGGCUCCAAAUUUGACCGAGAAUUGUGGUCUAAUGAAUUAUCUCCCGUCCUUAAUCUGUGGAAGAAACUGAAUCAGAAUUCCAAUUUGAUCCAUCAGAAGGUGUCCCCACCGACGGAACGGCACGGGUCCCCCAUUCUCUCAUUCAUCAUCCUUGAACAGUUUAAUGCCAUUCGCCUAGUCCAGAGCAUUCAUCAGUCAUUGGCCGCUCUCAGUAAAGUGAUCCGGGGGACGUCGCUGCUGACAUCUGAAGUGCACAAAUUGGCCAGCGCCUUAUUAGAUCAGAAGUGCCCUCUUGCGUGGCAAAACAAAUGGGAAGGCCCUGAAGAUCCCUUACAGUAUCUUAGAGGAUUGGUCACUCGAGCCGUGGCGAUUCAGAAUUGGGUAGAAAAAGCUGAAAAGCAAACAUUGUUAUCGGACAACCUUGAUUUGUCGGAGCUGUUUCACCCGGACACAUUUCUCAACGCUUUACGUCAGGAAACCGCAAGAACUAUGAGCUGUUCCAUGGAUAACCUCCGAUUUGUGGCUUCCUGGAAGGGAAGAAUACAAGACGCAAAGCUACAAGUAAAGGUCAAUGGCUUACAGCUGGAAGGCUGCAGUUUUGAUGGAAGCGGUCUUCUUGAAAACCGUCACGAUUCUCCAAGUGUUUCCGAGGUUCCCUCCUGCUACAUGGCUUGGAUUCCGCAGCAGUCCCUUAGCAUGUAUUCGCCAGAGGAGUGCAUUUCCCUCCCAGUAUACACCAGUGCAGAGAGGGAUCGCGUUGUGACCAACAUCGAUGUCCCCUGCGGAAGAAACCAAAACCAGUGGAUUCAGUGCGGGGCUGCAUUAUUUCUGAAAAAUCAAUAGUUUUAUUAACCGUGUAAAUGUAAAACAAGCUCAUUUAUAGCGUUCCGUAUAUAAGAAUAUAGGCUUUGUUGAUAUUGCUAGGUUGUGAUGUGUCAUUUUAUAUUGCAAGGUCAGUAGAUAAAAAUAAAAUGUUUCAAUAGAA